GUCCCGUCUCUUCCCACGGGAUUAUGGCAACCCUAAAUAGGAGGCGUUCACGGAGGGGUUUGCCAGGGUCGCCCCGAAGUGAGAGCUUACAGGGCCGAGGUCAAAAGCAAGCCAGGAGAGUGGCCUGGAGGAAUCGUACUCCAAGUUGUAGAAGCCAGGAUCCCAACUCCCUGUCUCUGUGCGGAGAGAAAGGAUGGCCCCUUCUAAGCCUAUUACCAGGUUCUGGGAGUGGGGCAAGAACAUCAUCUGCGUGGGGAGGAAUUAUGCGGAGCACGCCAAAGAGAUGAAGAACACCCUUCCCACCGAGCCGCUCUUCUUCCUCAAGCCGUCCUCCGCUUACGUCCGGGAAGGCUCUCCCAUCGUCCGGCCGUACUAUUGCCACAAGCUCCACCACGAGGUGGAACUAGGGGUGGUGAUCGGGAAGAGAGCCCAGGAGGUCCCCCAGGCGGCCGCCAUGGGCCACGUGGCCGGCUACGCCCUCUGCCUGGACAUGACGGCCAGGGACACCCAAGAGGAGUGCAAGGCGAAAGGGCUCCCGUGGACCUUGGCCAAAGGGUUCAGCACCUCCUGUCCGGUCAGUGACUUCAUCCCCAAGGAAAAAGUCCCAGACCCACACCAGCUGAAGAUCUGGCUGAAGGUCAACGGGGAAUUGCGCCAAGAAGGGCAUACGUCGGCCAUGAUCUUCUCCAUCCCUUACGUCAUCAGCUACAUCAGCGGGAUUAUCACGUUGGAAGAAGGGGACGUCAUCCUGACCGGCAGCCCCCAAGGGGUUUCUGCGGUGCAGGAGAAGGAUGAGAUAGAAGCCGGGAUCGAAGGCCUGCUGACGAUGCGCUUCCAGGUAGCGCAGCAGAAGUAUCGGCCUUGAGGUACAAUGUUUCUUUUUUUCCAGGAAGGGGUCACAUUCUGGGCUCCUUCGGACUGGAACAGGAAGGCAGCACACCAUCAUCCUCCUUCUUUCCCAAUGAGCCGGACUUCUCCUCUGCAGGUCCAGGCCAGGAGGCAUGCCCUUUGGAUCAUCCUGGUUCUGACUGCUCUCACAGAGGGCAGAGAGAAGGUUGCAUCCCUCUGCCCAGUUGUUCCCUCUCAACUACAGUUUGGUCCAUUACGUCAAUGAGAAUUUGAAACCUCAACGUGUAUGCGGAAUCGUUGGAUCCGUGGCUCUACUCCAAGAGUGAUUAGUCAGCGCCUGGAUGUAGGACAAAGUUUUUUUCCUCUUUGCUUGCAAAAGAACAAGAUAGAAGGGGAAGGCUUUGUUUACGCCAGGUUGUGUUUAGUAAUAAAAACUGCAACUGUGGCAUUUCUUAAAAAUACAGCCAACAAAUGCAGUAAACAUUCUUUAUUACCACUGUGCCUGAACAGAAUGCAAUGGAGAAUUUUUUCUCAAUAGAUUGUAAUUUAGAAAACAUUUUGCAGUGAAAUCUAAUGGAACUGUGAAUACUAAGGUGUCAAUUAAACAAAACGUUUGUCUUGCUGCAUUCCUUAA
This is a messenger RNA of Pogona vitticeps (central bearded dragon), 1483 nucleotides long. NCBI's taxonomy places the organism in Eukaryota, Metazoa, Chordata, Lepidosauria, Squamata, Agamidae. The record is from RefSeq and is a predicted model, not a curated record.